Colletotrichum orchidophilum is the source of this 429-nucleotide messenger RNA. RefSeq lists its product as uncharacterized. The record is from RefSeq and is a predicted model, not a curated record. The transcript has 2 exons. Lineage: Eukaryota; Fungi; Ascomycota; Sordariomycetes; Glomerellales; Glomerellaceae. Bases 1 to 429 code for a protein of 142 amino acids.
AUGACUAGCAACCAAGGGCCCCAGACCGAAACCAAAAACUACAGCCCCUCCGUCUUCAGCCAAGACACUCUUGUCGGCUCCGACACCAACUCCCUGCACCCGCUCAUCCGCAACGCCGAAGGCACCGCCGGCCAAUCCCUCCGAGGCACCGAUCCCCAGCCCGUUCGCGCUGAUAACUACCACUAUGUCUCCACGCGAGUCGUAAAGGAGAUUCCCAAGGCCAAGACGCCUGCCGACUCCACCAGUGCCUUGAGCAAGUUCAAGAAGAUGUUGAAGCCUCCCGUUGUGAAGGCGGUCGAAGCGCUGCCCAGUCACGAAGGGAAGUCGUAUCAUGUCGACGAGCAGGGACGAAUUAUCGAGACUACAGUCAGAAGAGCAGGCACGACGCGGAACGUCUUUGCUAAUGGUGACGUCGGCGGGGAAUCAUGA